GCCCUCUGUGUUAGUGGCCCGGUUCCCGAGUCUGCUCCAGCUCCAGCUGUCGCGCGCCUCGGUACCUGUCGGUCACUGCCCCAGAGCCAGUGCCCCUGACCAUUGGGGCCAGGGAAAGUCAUGGUGUCCCUACCCGGGUCCCCUGCGACCAAUCUGCUGCAGGUGUUGCUCCUGGGGCUGAGUACCUUCGCACCCGCCACCUGUGCCCAGGUCGAGCUGCACGUGCCGGAGGGCCUCUCCCGUCUGGAAGCAGUGGAGGGAGAGGAAGUGGUGCUCCCGGCCUGGUACACCUUUAAAGGGGAGAAGGCUUCGGCGCAGGGCAGGCCUUGGGAGGAGCUCACCUUGAUGUGGUUCUUGGGACAAGAAGGGAAGGAGCAGAAACAGGUGCUGUCGCACAUCAGUGGGGCCACGUCCAGCGAAGCAGGGGUAUCCCUGGUCUACUCCAUGCCCUCCCGGAACGUGUCCCUGCGGCUGCAGGGCCUCCGGGAGAAGGACUCCGGGUCCUACUUCUGCUCUGUGACCGUGCAAGACCGUCAGGGCAGCAACCGGAGCCACAGCAGCAAAACGCUGGAGCUGGACGUGUGGGUUCCUCCGGCUCCUCCAUCCUGCCGCCUCCUGGGCGUGCCCCGUGUGGGGACCAACGUGACCCUGAGCUGCCAGGCCCCCAGGAGUAAGCCCGCUGCCCGCUACCAGUGGGCGCGGCCACCCCCGUCUUCCCAGGUUUUCUAUGCACCAGCUUCAGAUGCCAUCGAUGGGUCUUUAAGACUCAAAAACCUUUCCAUGUCUAUGUCUGGAGUCUAUACCUGCAAGGCCUACAACCACGUGGGCAAUGCCCAAUGCAACGUGACCGUAGAGGUAAUCACAGGGCCUGGGGCUGCGGUGAUUGCCGGCGCUGUGGUGGGCACCCUGGUGGGACUGGGGCUGCUGGCCGGACUGGUCCUUUUGUACCGACGCCAGGGUAAGGCCCUAGAGGAGCCAGCCAAUGAUAUCAAGGAAGACGCCCUCGCUCCUCGGACUCAGCCCUGGCCCAAGGGCUCAGACACAGUCUCCAAGAAUGGGACCCUUUCCUCUGUCACCUCAUCACCAGCCCUCAGACCACCCCAAGGCCCUCGCAGGCCUGUCGCCGUGACCCCCACGCCCAGCCUGGGCAGGGUCUCUUCCUCUGCUCUGAGCCGCAAGGGCGCUGUCCCCGUGAUGGUGCCCGCCCAGAAUCAGGCUGGCUCUCUGGUGUGACGGCCCAGGCCCAGCCCUCUGCUGGCAGAGCCCUCAGGUCUCCCUCCUGCCCAUAGGAACCGCUAUAGGGGUCGCCCCAGCACGAGGCCCGAAUUCCAGGAGGGUGGCCACCUUCCAGAUCGCCAGUCCUCUGGCCCCGCCUUCCUUCACCCUGGAAAACCUGGGUCUCAGUUAAGACUCCAACUUCCAGGAGGUCGAAGAUGAGAAAAUGGGCCUGGGUUAGAAAGAGCCUAACCUCCGCCCCAGGGCCUCCCCAACACUGCGGACGAGCCAGCGGUGCAGAGAUGAGCUGCCCUCCCCCACAGGGCCCUGGUGGGGCUGCCAAUCAAUGAGUGCUCCGCCCCCUCGGUCUCUAUCUCACCCACACCUAACACCCCUCCCACUCCAGCUCCCCGGAUUCAUGUGACCUCUCCUGCUGACUUGGCUGGGUUUUGUCCCGGCAGCGGUAGGGGAGAUAUUUGUUAAACUAACUUGAAAUGCGUGUUUUGGAAUGUGUGUUUUUGUUUUUUAUUUUACAAAUUUCAAUAAAGAUACAU
This is a messenger RNA of Pteronotus mesoamericanus, 1769 nucleotides long. RefSeq names its product endothelial cell adhesion molecule (gene ESAM). NCBI's taxonomy places the organism in Eukaryota, Metazoa, Chordata, Mammalia, Chiroptera, Mormoopidae. Gene Ontology annotation, molecular function: cell-cell adhesion mediator activity. Gene Ontology annotation, cellular component: adherens junction; plasma membrane. Gene Ontology annotation, biological process: homophilic cell-cell adhesion. The record is from RefSeq and is a predicted model, not a curated record. Bases 121 to 1233 code for a protein of 370 amino acids. The transcript has 7 exons.